GCCUUGGAACUGGGCGCGAGAAUCGAUUUUGCAGCCGGACGAAAAUGGCUUCGGACUCUGAGACGAGGCGCGGCGAGCAUCGAAGAUUUGACAGCGGAAGGAUUGAUUUGCCGACGAAGGAUGUGGCGCGCGAAUGUGAUGUGACGGCAAUUGCCUUGAUCGAAAUUAAAAAUGCGAGAAUCGAUGAUAUCUGUGCUGAAGCUGGACGUCGAUCCGCAGGUGAGCGUGGGGUACGCCGAGACAUUCAGGUCGGACGAGCCCUACAGGUUGCUGGAGGUAGACGAGGCUCUGCUGCAGGAGCUGCUGCACAGCGGACUGACGAUUAAAGGCGGUCGCGAGGAUGAAGCCGUUCUUUGUACUUCGAAGGCUACUUUCGCCAUGAAGUUCGUGUCGACUUCGAAUACAGUUCUUCUGGUGCCUCCGAGUCCGCGGGGCAGCGAUGGUUGCGACGCGGAAGUCGAUGAAGACUUGCCCAGAGCGGAGGUAGGGAUUGUAGCCACUGCCUCGGGGCACAUCGAGCUAGUGGAGACUGCUCCGAGGCUGGAGAACUUGCAAGCCCUCGUAAGCCGGCGACCUUUCAAGGAUGAUGAGAAUCUGGGAGAGGAAGAAGCAGAAGACGGGGAAUUGUACACCUGGGACGAGCUUUCAGCUCGUACGCAAGCCAGUGACCACCAACUACGAGACGCGUUGAGAAAAUUAGAAGCCGCGGAGAUCGGUAGGUUCUGGCGUGUUGUGGACCCUGAUUACAUGCACAAUCUUCUGGGAAUUCUUCUGAGUGCGGCGGUGCAAAACGACUGGUCUUUGAAAGCACUCCAAGGCUCCGAAGUCAUCAGAAGCCUGGAAGCCCACUUCCCAGCCCCGGUGGUCAUCACUUGCCUGGACAAAUUCGGAGUCCGAGCCGGCCCUUCUCCCAAGAAUCCAGUUCAAGGACAGGAAAGCUGCGGGAGCGGAGCGGCUGAUCUCUGGGCACUAGACGAUGAGAAGAUUUGUAUACACUAUGCCAAGCUUUUGCUGAGGGACAAAACCAAGUGGAAGCUGGAGGAUUUCUUGGAAGAGUGGGCAAUGAUUACUCCUUCGUGGAUGUCUGUAGACCUCAAUAUGCUCAGAGGCGAGGCUUUGGUGGAGAAAGUUGGGCUAGAAUCAUGGCUUCAUCAGUUCAGUUGUUCGCUUCUGCCAUGUCGACCGGAUGCUCGCUUCACAGCCCUGUUCAGCCGAAGGUCCAAGUGGGAGUGGGAGGAUCUGGAGCCGUAUCUGAAAGAUCUGAGAGUGCCAGGCCAAUCUGUGGAAGCCAUGUUGUUAAAGUACACGAGGAAGAGUCAACCGACGCCGACUUCGACGCCUGUGUACACGGCUCGUUAGCAAACUGCUUGUACAGUGGCCGAAACUCUGGACAAAGAGGACACAUUUCUCGCUGUAAGCUUCCAGAGGCUGAUUGAGUUCACCCCGGACAUCCCACAAUUGUCGCAGAUUGGAUUGAAAUUUCACAUGCACAUUAGAUUUUCAUGGAAAACUCCACCACCGUCUAUAGAGGGUGUGUUCACUGUCCUGCACGCUCUGGGAUUGGCCAACCAUUGUGCGGUUGGGUGGCCUUUCAUGACCAUUCUUAUCAGUGUGCUUCACAAGCUCGCGUAGUGUGACAAGUUGGCUCUUUUCUAGAGCUUCGAGGAAGUAUUUCAGCCACUUCAGCUGCAAUUGUAAAAUAGAAAGUUCUCAAGCUAGUUGAAGAAUGUUGUUAAGCAGUCAACCUCUUGUCAUGAAACACUACACAGGAUCUCAAAUCCUACCAUCCUGACUGGACAACAGAGAUGUAUCGCGUUUCGACCUGAAGCCUCGAUCGAUCAAUCGAUGUAGAGUAACGGCCUCUCAUAUGCAGGUUGUGUUAUUCGAGUGCUCUAGACCUGAGGUUGUGACGAACACUUGAUUCUUUCAAACGUAUGCGCUCAUACUCAGUCAUGAACGAAUUACCUGUCAAAUUGACUAUGGCUGCCACAACCCUGCCAACUCUGCUGCAAGUAAUCACAUAAAUCCGUGAAUAUUUCUCCCGCCAAAUUAAUU
Messenger RNA from Marchantia polymorpha subsp. ruderalis, 2055 nucleotides. The record is from the annotation of a GenBank genome assembly. NCBI's taxonomy places the organism in Eukaryota, Viridiplantae, Streptophyta, Marchantiopsida, Marchantiales, Marchantiaceae.